Chara braunii is the source of this 4316-nucleotide messenger RNA. The record is from the annotation of a GenBank genome assembly. Lineage: Eukaryota; Viridiplantae; Streptophyta; Charophyceae; Charales; Characeae.
GAGGGUGUAUAUUCCGCCGUGGAAAAACCCCUUUUAAUUUUUCAAACAGCUGCCCUUUUAGAGAUUGUCCACAGCCUUUUAGGAAUUGUUCGUGCUCCUAUUUCCGCAACCCUUCCGCAGGUUGCGUCGCGCAUAUUCUUAACGUGGGGCAUCACAUGGAGCGUUCCCGAGGUGCGUCAGAAUGUGUUUGUUACGACGAUGGUCAUCGCCUGGUCCAUCACGGAGGUAACGACACCGUAAUUUGCUCAUCGCACUCGUAAACAUAUUGAUGAACUCUUUUAUUUGAUGAAAGAGUUCUUUCCUCUUCUACUUCUUCUUCUUCUUCGUCUUCUUCUUCUUCGACGUACUUAAGAACUCUUCCAUUUCCUUCUUUGUUUUCUGCUUCCUUCUUCUUCUUCUUCUUCUUCUUCUUCUUCUUCUUCUUCUUCAUCAUCUUUUCUUCUUCUUCCACUUCUUCUUCCUCCUCCUCCCCCCUUCUUCUCCUUUGUCUUCCUUUUCUACUUCUGCUUUUUCCGCCUCCGCCUCCUCCCCCUCCCCCUCCUCCUCCUCCUCCUCCUCCUCUUCUUCUUCUUCUUCUUCUUCUUCUUCUUCUUCUUCUUCUUCUUCUUCUUCUACCUCUAGUUCUUCUUAUCGUCAACGUACCCCGAGCACUCCUCCAUUCGCGUCAUGGUGUCGUCGAGCCAGGCAGACAGUGCAGCAAGCAAGGGCAAGCGCAAGGGAAAUGGACCCCCUGAAUUUAUACCGCAGUCAGAGUUUCAUCAACGAGAGUUGCAGCAGGAGAAGAUUGUGUUUCGGUGGAUUGAGCGGGGGCAGAUGGCUGAGCCGAAAGGUUAUGGCCAGUAUUGGGUGCGGUGCAGGCUCUGCAGGAGUGUGUUCACGGCUUCGACAACGCGGGCGGUGGAACACUUUCUGAAGAAAGGGAAGCCGUGUCCGUGCAGGACAGGCGAGGUACUGCACCUGCUUGCGUUGGACGGGGCAAAGAUCGAGGGGGAUGCAGCACAGAGGAUGCUUUACGCUUACAGGGUGGAGAAAGGCAUCGCGGAUGACAAGGGGAUGCACCCCAUUGGGGGCGUGGAGAGGGCAGCGGUGGAUGAGAUGGAGGCACAUCUUCCACCGCCUCUAGCGUCUGGGAGAGAGGUUCAGCCCGCAGCCACCACCGGAGGCGGAGAGGGACGCGAUGGGGUGGUGAUGGAAGAGGCACAACUCGUGCGGGAUGCUGUAGGCCCUUCUUGUCAGGCCUCCACCACCACUCUGAGGUCUGUAAGGACCACACAAACGUCUAUCCGCCGGUGGAUUGAAAACAAUGCGCAGCAGAGGCUGGACACGCAAUGGGGGCGAGCUUUGUGCCAGUCUGGGAUCGCCUUCAACUUUGUGCAACAGGAGGAGACAAAGGCCCUCCAUGAGCUGUACCUUGAGUUGGGUGCAACUAAGGCGAAAGUGGAGAUGCCAUCGUUGGACUCUAUCCGGACCGUCGUGCUGGACACGGUCUACGAACAGGUGAAAGAGGCCAUGCAGCCCAUAUUUGAUAAGUGGGAUAUCUCAGGCUGCACGCUCAUCACCGAUUGCUUCACAGACAAGGAGCUCAGGCCGGUCCUCAACUUCAUUGCUGCAGGGGAUGGCGGGGCGGUCCUUGUGAAGGUGGUGGAUAUGCCAAAGAGGAAGAAAAACGCCAUGGCCUUUGCGAGGCUCUGGGAGGAGGUGAUCCGAGAGGUUGGAGUCCAGAGGGUGAAUGCUAUCUGCACGGACAAUACCGGCAUCAACAAAAGGGUUGCGAGGAUUCUGCAGCGCCGUGCGGAUCCUGACAUCGCAAGAAUUCCAUGGAUGCCAUGCGCAGCACACACUCUCAGCCUCCUGCUGGAGGACAUCGCCAAUGUCGACUGGGUGGCGAGGCUCAGGAGGCAGGCCAGGUCGAUGGUCAAGUUCAUAAAAAAGCACCAUCACACCGUUAUGCUCUUCUCGAGAUCCUCAAUGGACGGCAAGAAGACGCUCGUUCUGCCUACAGAGGUGCGGUUCGCGCCCGUCUACCAGAUGUUGGAGAGACUGCAAGACAGGAGGUGGGUACUUGAGGAUAUGAUGGACAAUGGGUGGAAGGAGAUCCAUUGGAGCAGCAGGGAGCUGAGAAAGAAGGCUGACAAGAUCUACCACUGGGUCAGAUCUGCAAAUUGGUGGCAGGAGGUCGAGAGGGUUGUCACGAUUAUGCGGCCUGUGAACGAGAUGUUGUGCAGGAUGGACCGGGACGGGACAGCACCUUCGCAGUUGUGGGAGUUUGGCGAUAUGCUUCGUUGCCGCCUGAACAAUGUCCAUGGCCUCACAGGGGACCAGGCACACAAGAUUCUGAAACAUGUCGACGACCGAUGCAAGGUCAUGCGGCAGCCUGCGCAUGCUGCAAACUUCCUCCUCUCUCCCAAUAGGAGAGACCCGCGAUGGCUGCUCGAGAAGAACUCCCCACUCGUGCACACCGCAACCAAGUUCUUCAUGUCGCAGCUGGGGGGUGACCAUUGGGGGGCACUUCAAUCCCACUUAGACGUGUGGCAGAGUCUGUGGAUGUUUCACUGCGAGCCCCCGAAGGAACAGGCGAAGAACGAUCCAAUGUGGGACCCGUUUGGAAGGGCAGACAGCUCCCUCACCCGGAUGACAGCGUCACAAUGGUGGGCUGAAUAUGGCUGCAACCACCCCGACCUGCAGAAGAUUGCCACAAGGGUGACUGCGAUGUGGAGCACUGCAACACCCGCUGAGAAAAACUGGUCCUCCCUGGACUUGGUUCAGAUCAAGAAGACAGAGAAUCUCUCCAGCUCCAGUGUAGCGAAGCUGGUGUACAUACACUGGAAUAUGCAGCUGAAGGUGGUGCCACGGAGUCUGAAGUGCGGCUUCCUGGAUGUGUGGGGCACGUUCUUCAACGAGCCGGAGCAGCCCAACCCAGGUGACGCUGCGGUUUUGCCUGGGCCUCUGGAACAGACAGAGGAGGAGGUGGGCAGGCUGGCAAGACUGAGGAAAGCUGCAAGGGGUAGAAUUCUAAAGGGGGGGGAGGACAAUGCCACGUCUGCCUCUGAGAGCAGCGAGGAGGAUCUCAUCUGGAGUGGGAAAGGGGUGAAUAAUCGAAGGAGCAGGCAACCACCACGGGAUGCGAAGGGCAAGGCCCAGGUGGUGGGAGAGGAGGACGAGGAGGCGGAGGAGGACGAGGGGGAGGAGGAGGAGGAGGAGGAGGAGGGCUUUGUGCUGCGUGCGGCUGGGGCCAUUGAUGAGUCUGGGCGCGAGAGGGAACAUGUCGAUAGGUUCUCUCUUCUCACCAAUGCAGUUCGCUUGGACAGUGAUUUGAAUUUCCUCAUAUCUGCGGGGAGCCCAUUGAGGGAGGAGACCCAGAUCGAUGAAGGGGUGGAGAGGGGUUCAGCAAGGUCCCUUGCAGAGAGGAAUCGUACCGUUAUGCAGCAGAGGGUUGAGGAGGAUAAUACGUGGCGUGUUGCCAUUCCUCCUCCUCCUCCUCCUCCGAGACUCAGCAGGGUGCAGCAGGGACAGUCUGCAUCACAUCCUGCAGCAGCCGCAGGUCCGGAACAUGUACAGUACGAUCCAGACAGGCAGCAGCAGCCGCAGUACAACGUGGAGCGACCGAAACAUUGGCAAAUGGAGUGUGUGCAGUGUGAGGCAGGUGUUGAGCACCACCAGCAGCAGCAACAAGUGGAACAGGAACAGUACCAAGGACAUGCCGAGGUGCAGCAGGACCAAGAGAUGGAGCCGCCGCCGCAGCAACAGCAGCAAGAACAUGCGCGGCUGCAGCAGCAAUGGAAACAGCACGAACAUGUGCAGCAGCCACAAGAAAGUCUCCAGGGGCAGCAGCAGUUAAAUGUGCAGGCGCAGCAGCAGCAUAAUAUACAGCAGCAGCAUCAGGAGGCAUCUGUAGCAGUAGCAGCAGGCCACUUGUUUGACUGUCCACCUCCUUUCACUCACCUUCAGGCCGGCCUUGUGCAGAAUGAUUUGGAGAUCAGCAGGGCAGGGAGGAAGAGGAAGCCCGCUGCUGAGACCAUUGCUGCUCCAGCAGCCAAACGGGGGCGUGGCCGGCCACGAAAGGGAGAAGGAAGACCUGCCCCACCUGCACCUCCACUGCGCCCUAGCCGCGGAGUGGAGGAUGGGACAUCACAGAGAGGACACAGCUGGAUCAGCAAUGAUCACCCUACAGAAGCGGAGGAGAACGGCGAGAGCGAGUCUGACGCCGAUUGGUGGUAGUCAUGCAGUUGUCAAUGGGGCAAGUUCUUCCUCUUUUUUCCCUUUCUUUCUGACUGUCAGUCUCCGAACGAACGAACGAACGUAGAUUAUAGUGACCG